AUGUCUGGCAGCGGUGCAUAUGCACUGUUUCCCAGAUCAGACAGCCAAAUCCCGCCCAUCAGAUACAAGCUCACACAGUCUCCUGGAGAGAGAGCAAAGCUCGUUCUAGUGAAUGAGGCAGCCGGUCUCGAACCCAAGCCUCUCUUCAAAGAGGUUGCUCGGGGCCGUGGAGUAGUGAGAGGUCACCGUCAGGAACACUCGGAUGUACUACCAUCACGCAGCGGGGAGGAUGUCCGUUUGACGCAGGUGACCCAUGAGAAGCAGAGGUCUUUGUCUUCAAAUCCUGGUCGACAACGAUCAAUGGUUGCUCAGGAGAUGUACAGCCGACCUAGGGAUGCUAGAUCAGCAGAAACACUACCGCCUACCAUUUUGCAAUCAGCAGCUCAUGAAACACCGCGGAAGGUCUCGAUUGGCGGUCCGCUGGAGAAGUUGGGAGCGAGGAUCAUGGCAAGGAAAACCUCACGAGACGAGACACCUAACAUGGUAAGAAAGAGUUCACGAGACGAUGGCUUUUCGACAACCCGCAAGGGCUCACGGGAUGAGAUCACCGCAUCGUUGAGGAAAGCUUCACGAGACGAGACACCUACACAAAGAGUGACCAACUUCGAGGACGAGUCCUCGGAAGCAACAAGGAGUACGCCGCGACUCCAGCUUACGACUGUGCCAGAGGUCCGCGAUGAAUCUAUCAUGCACCGAGGCCGUCCAAUAUCACGACGAGACAGCAAGAGAGGAAACAGCGCCGAUCCUUUCUCUGGAAACUUGAGCCCUCGUUCUCACUCAGCGACUCCUACUUACACACUACCCCAAACGUGCUACGCACCUUCCAUUUCUUCCACUCAGCCGUCGCCUUCGAAAUAUUCAACGCCCGCCCGCCCAUCUCUUUAUACGUCCGCUUCCACACCCUCCGUCCCUCGACUUCCUUCUAUACCAUCAUCGUUAUCAGUACCUAAUACCGCUCGCCCGACGUUUCAUCAAUCUGCCUCGUCAUCUGCCAUUCCUUCCCUUCAAUCCUCAUUCUCAGACUCCUACCAUCCACGGAAAGACUCGCUAGAUCCCGUCGGCUUCCGCACGGAUGGUCCAUUCCGCGUCGUCCGCGCCCUUCGCGAGAUCGACAAAUCCUGUUUUCGUCUCUUCGACGAAUGCGAAGCCCUCCAGCAAGAACGACAAGCCUUGCACACGGAAAUGCUAUCGGUGUUGAACAACAAAAACUUCAACGCAGGACAUCUGGCGAUCAUCAGACAACAGCAGCAAGAUCUGGUGGAUCUGGAUGUCAAAAUCGACGCUCACAUGCACAACAUCAUGAAUCGACAGCGUCGAAAGACCAAACUGGUAGACGGACUUCCAGAAGUUCAAGAGAUGGACAAGGCGGAAGAGUUGAAGGAGCGAAUGGCCGCGAGAGAGGCAGAGAAGCCGAAUGGCGUUGCUAUGACUCCGGCCCGUAGAGACGCUUCUCCUUGGGGUGCUCGAGAGAGUUCGUUGAAGCCUUCCGUGCAGGUGAAUGGGUUGUUGUCGCCACCUCCGACGUCGAAAGCGCAACAGAGAGGUACCGUCACUUACUCGGCCAUUAUGGAUUUCCUUGACGAGUUUGACUAG
This is a messenger RNA of Aureobasidium namibiae CBS 147.97, 1593 nucleotides long. RefSeq lists its product as uncharacterized. The coding region runs from base 1 to 1593 and encodes 530 amino acids. The transcript has a single exon. Lineage: Eukaryota; Fungi; Ascomycota; Dothideomycetes; Dothideales; Saccotheciaceae. The record is from RefSeq and is a predicted model, not a curated record.